Neolamprologus brichardi is the source of this 1053-nucleotide messenger RNA. NCBI's taxonomy places the organism in Eukaryota, Metazoa, Chordata, Actinopteri, Cichliformes, Cichlidae. The record is from RefSeq and is a predicted model, not a curated record.
AUGUCGGCCUUUAAGCCUAGAUCUUUGCAGACUCUGGUUCUAACCCCGGAGAAGAUCCCGAGUUUCUUUCUCCUACCCUGCACUCCGCGGCCUUAUCCGGUGUCCCCGGAGCGGACCAGACUACUUUCUCAUCAUGAUGGUGAUAGUGAGAGCCCCCCUGAGAACCCACCUAGCCCUGCGUCCUCUCCCAGAUUCCACACACCCCUACCAGUCAUUCACUCUCACACUGCCACUGCUGCUGCAGUAUCUGCGGAUGUAGACAUGGACCUGACCACGCGUGCAGCUAUGUCGCUGUGUCACGUGCCGAAGGUGACCACGCCCUACGGUUUCCGCAAUGUGUUGGCUGUGAGCCCCUGCACACGGCGACGGGAGUCCCUGUUUCAUCGGAACAAAGGAGACCCCCACACUGUAUCUGACCCAGCAGACCUUGGUCCUGGUCCCAGUCCUAGCAGGCGUGCUAGGACUGCAUCCCUGCAUCCAAUGAGGACUCUGGGUCUGCAGGUCAUUAAGGCACUCCAGAGACCUGUAGCUACUCUAAAAGCUCUGAGUCCUAACAAACACCUGAACAAUGUGGAGAGGGUGUCCUCCUUUAAGUUCCUCGGCACCCACAUAUCCGAGGACCUAUCCUGGUCCACAAACACAUCAGCCCUCGUAAAGAAAGCCCAGCAGCGCCUCCAUUUCUUGAGGGUUCUGGGAUGGAACAGGCUGCAGACUGAACUAGUGUCCUUCUACCGUGCCACUAUCGAGAGUGUGCUGGUGCACGCCAUCCCUGUGUGGUACGCUGGUUGCACAACAGCUGACAAGAAGAGACUACAGAGGGUCAUCAGAACUGCAGAGAAGGUGAUCGGCUGUCCACUCACCUCCCUGGACUUAAUUGCCAGCUCAAGAUGUCUCUCCAGAGCCAGGGCAAUUAUAAAGGACCACCUCCAUCCUAACCACCACCCCUUCAACAUCCUGCCCUUUGGAAAAAGGCUCAGAUCCAUCAGGUGCAAAACCAACAGACUAAAGAACAGCUUCUUCCCGUGGGCUGUCAGAACUCUUAAUGCAAACUAA